This is a messenger RNA of Eremomyces bilateralis CBS 781.70, 570 nucleotides long. RefSeq lists its product as uncharacterized. The coding region runs from base 90 to 539 and encodes 149 amino acids. The record is from RefSeq and is a predicted model, not a curated record. The transcript has 3 exons. Lineage: Eukaryota; Fungi; Ascomycota; Dothideomycetes; Eremomycetales; Eremomycetaceae.
CUGCUUAAGGGACGAAUACUGAGACCAACCAACCGAUCGCCGCUACAACCCACCGUCUAUCCUAUCUUGGUGCUCAAUUCGAGUACACGAUGCCCGAUCCACCGGCCCUAACUACGACCUUCACACCUCCUGCUUCCUGCUUUACAGACUGGUUCUUCAGUACCAACGAUCAACAAGGCCCUUCACGAUCGGCCACGGAAUGCUUUCCGAGCGGAUUCGGCGGAUGGGAGCCAGCCCGGAACUUCUAUUUCUCACCUGGAGUCUGCCCCAUUUCAUACGUGACGCGAAAAACCUCCCUCAAGCGUAUCGGGUCCGCAACCGAAACAAUUGUAGCAUGCUGCCCAAGUGGCUAUAACUAUAUAGAUACCAACAACGACUGUUUUUCGCUCACCACACCGGGACCCGAUGUUUUAGAAACAGAGACGGCCAAGGAAUAUCGGGGCUCCACCGUGGUUGGAACUGUCACGCGGACAAUCGGUAAUGGAGUGAAGCGGUAUAUGUGGGCUUUACCCACUCCGAAACCAAUAUCGCAACGAUAACGGCUACGACAAUAGGGCCGGUAGUACCAAC